Molecule: messenger RNA, 765 nt
Organism: Metarhizium album ARSEF 1941
Lineage: Eukaryota; Fungi; Ascomycota; Sordariomycetes; Hypocreales; Clavicipitaceae
Exons: 2
Coding region: 1-765 (254 amino acids)
Molecular function (GO): protein binding
Source: RefSeq, a predicted model, not a curated record
AUGGCUCGCGCAGUAAAGUCGCUCCUCACGCCCGCCCUCUUCAGCGAAAUCCAAGAGUUCUGGUUCCUCAACUCCACCGCCGAGGCACGCGUCAUAUCCCCGCCAGAGAACGUGAAGCGGUGGUUCAUGGGUGGCGAAGCCCUCGACAAGCAAUGCGCCGAGAAAUUCCUACCAACCCUCGAGGCCCUGCGCAAGUCGGGCGCCAGGACGGGCGCCGAGAUUCUCGACGCCGCUGAGCCGACGGAGCCAUGCGGCUGGAUGAGCCUCCUCAUCCUGCUGGACCAGAUGCCGCGGAACUGCUACCGCGGUGCCUCGUCCGCCGUGGCCUUCAACGAAUUCGAUCCGCUGGCGCGACACGUCGCGCGCGCAGCCAUUGAGCGCGGGCUGCCGGACCGCAACCCGCAGAUUCGGUGGCAGUUUGCGUUCCGUAGCUGGUUCUACAUGCCGCUCAUGCACUCGGAGGACUUGGCCGAUCACGAGCAGGCCCUGGCCGGGUUUCGACGGGCGGCGGCAGACGUUGAGUCCUUGGCGGGCGAGCACGAGGCGUCGACGGCGGACGCGUACCACGCGCGAGCGUCAGCGGUGGUCCGGGGGGACGUCGAGGCGGCAACCAAGAUGGCCAGGACGAAUCUAGAGUUUGAGCAGAUGCAUUACGACAUUGUCAAGAAGUUCGGGCGGUAUCCGCACCGCAACGACGCGUUGGCGAGGGAGACGACGGCAGCGGAGAGGGAGUAUCUGGAGAACAGAGGUCACGCGUUUGGCUAG